Messenger RNA from Neoarius graeffei (lesser salmon catfish), 3029 nucleotides. It is a transcript of the gene acsl2, whose product is annotated as acyl-CoA synthetase long chain family member 2. Bases 200 to 2323 code for a protein of 707 amino acids. Gene Ontology annotation, biological process: very long-chain fatty acid metabolic process; long-chain fatty acid metabolic process; long-chain fatty-acyl-CoA biosynthetic process. Lineage: Eukaryota; Metazoa; Chordata; Actinopteri; Siluriformes; Ariidae. Gene Ontology annotation, cellular component: endoplasmic reticulum; membrane. Gene Ontology annotation, molecular function: arachidonate-CoA ligase activity. The record is from RefSeq and is a predicted model, not a curated record. The transcript has 22 exons.
GACGCAGGCGGUGAGUUAAAGAGGCGCGAGGGCGGUGUCGGGGUUCUGGAGCGCGUGAAAGGUCCACACAAACCUCAUUUCACGGCAGUUCAGCUCGCUUUCCGGCCGACUCUGUGCUUUAGAUCCAGCAGAAAGAGCAGGGUGAGAGAGGAGACAGUGGACCAGAGGCCAACGGGGAUGAUUAUACAGGGUCGCAGCUAUGCAGUUGCAGGAGUGGUUUCGUUCCUUUUGUCUCAGCGGCAGUGAUUUAGGGAUCACUGAAAUAACAGAUCUCCCGAGUCUGCUUUCCUCCCUGGCGCUGUCUCCUCCCUCUCUCCUUGGGCUCGGAGCCGUGGCCUCGCUCACGGCGUACUGGCUGGUGACCCGCCCUCGCGCCAUCCGGUCUCCGUGUGACCUGAAGGCUCAGUCUGUACCUGUGCAGGGAGACGCCAAUUGCAGACGGUCCGCCUUGCUGAAGGAUGACAAUCUACUCGACUUCUACUAUGAAGAUAUCAAGACGGUGUAUGACAUGUUUCAGAGAGGCUUGAGAAUCGCAGGUGAUGGGCCGUGCCUUGGCUUUCGGAAACCGGGAAGGCCGUACCAGUGGAUCUCCUACACUGAGGUAGCAGAGAGGGCGCAGGUGCUGGGCUCUGGUCUCCUGGCCAAAGGAUGUAAGCCUACUCCUAAACAGUUUGUCGGCAUCUUUGCCCAGAACAGGCCAGAGUGGGUUAUUACAGAGUUGGCCUGCUACACCUUCUCCAUGGCGUUAGUGCCUCUGUAUGACACACUGGGUCAGGAGGCCAUGGUGCACAUCCUCAACCUGGCGGAGAUCUCUCUGGUGGUCUGUGAUAAAGAGGAGAAAGCAGAGUCUCUGUUGAUGAACAAGGAGAAAGGAGUGACUCUGACUCUGUCCUGUCUGGUGCUCUUUAACUCUGUGAGCGCCGCCCUGGUGGAGAGAGGGAAGAACUGUGGUGUGGAGAUUUUGCAGCUCGAACAGCUCAUGGAUGUGGGCAGGGAAAAUCUCCAGGCUCCAGUGCCUCCUGAGUCUAAGGACCUUGCUGUUGUGUGUUUCACCAGUGGAACUACAGGAAAGCCAAAAGGAGCCAUGAUCACGCAUGGCAACAUCGCCUCCAACGUGUCCUCAGCUAUUAAAGUUCUAGAGGGCUUUUUCGAGUUUCGCCAGGAGGACGUGUCGAUCUCGUACCUGCCCCUCGCUCACAUGUUCGAACGCAUGCUUCAGGUGUCGAUGUUCUGUCAUGGAUCGCGCGUGGGCUUCUACCAGGGUGACAUCUCGCUGCUCAUGGACGACAUUAAAACUCUGAAGCCCACCUUCUUCCCUGUGGUGCCCCGCGUACUCAACCGUAUCUACGAUAAGAUUCAGGGUUCAGUGACAUCCGUGUUAAGGAGGGCCAUCCUACACUACGCUGUGCGCAGGAAACAGGCCGAGCUGAACAACGGAAUCGUCCGGAAUGACAGUGUGUGGGACAGACUGGUUUUCCACAAGAUCCAGGCCAGUCUGGGAGGAAACCUGCGCUUCAUCAUGACGGCUUCAGCUCCCAUCUCGCCCACAGUGCUGUCCUUCCUCCGAGCCGCCCUCGGCUGCCUGAUAUUCGAGGGCUACGGUCAGACUGAGUGCACGGCUGGGUGUACGUUCUCUAUGCCUGGAGACUGGAGCGCAGGCCACGUCGGUGCUCCUCUUCCUUGUUCCAUGGUGAAACUGACCGACAUUCCAGACAUGAACUAUUAUGCCAAGAGCGGACAGGGAGAGAUCUGUAUUCGGGGCCCCGGUGUAUUUCAGGGUUACCUGAGGGACGACGAAAGGACGGCUGAGGCUCUGGACAGUGACGGCUGGCUGCACACAGGGGAUGUGGGACAGUGGCUGCCGAACGGGACUCUUCGCAUCAUCGACAGAAAGAAGAACAUCUUUAAACUGUCUCAGGGAGAAUACAUCGCUCCAGAGAAGAUCGAGAAUGUCUACAUGCGCUGCGUACCUGUGCUCCAGGUGUUUGUGUAUGGAGACAGUCUACAGUCUUAUCUAAUAGGCAUCGUGGUCCCAGACCCGGAAGUGUUUGUUAACUGGGUCAAAGAGAGAGGAAUUGUGGGAUCGUACGAAGAGCUCUGUCAGAAUCCUGAUGUGAAGAAAGCUGUGCUGGAGGACAUGACUGCAGUGGGGAAGGAAGCAGGACUGAAGUCUUUUGAGCAGGUGAAAGAUUUGUAUCUGCACCCCGAGAUGUUCAGCAUCAGUAACGGACUCCUCACUCCCACCCUGAAAAGCAAGCGAAUGGACCUGCGCCGUGUCUUCAGCGAGCAGAUCUCACACAUGUACAGCAAGUCGGCCAUGUAGAGACUCGGGCCAGGCUUCUGAAUUUUAUUAUUAACUUUUUUUUUUUAAGCUAACUGUAGAAUCCAUGCUGAACUGUAAAUGCUUUACUGAUGAGCUAGAUAAUGCACAGUAGCGUAACUACUUCUGAUGUAUAAAUAAGAGCAUAAAGACAAGGUGAGGAAACAAAGCUGGUUUGAAGGAUAUAGUUUUGGGGUUCUAACGUCUCUUAACUCAUGCAUGACUUCCCCCCCCCUUCAUAUUUACAAGCAUGCGCCAAUUCCUUGGGUCACUCUGAACUUUGACCCUGACCGAACACUUGUCCUUUCAGCUGGAAAUCAGUAGAGCGUAAACGUAAAUCACAUUCAUCCGUCCGCUAUAAGAGGAAAAAGAUGACAUCCAUUUCAUGCUGCUGUAAUGAGUGAUGUUUGUUAAAUAGUUCUUGAUCACAUUUGUUUUUAUUUCGUUAAACGCAGAGGUCGCAAGUUCAUGGCUUAAUCUAUGGAACAUGGACAGGUAAUUUCUCACAUUCGGAACAAACGUGUAAUUUAUGCACUGUGCAUUAUUUAAAAAAAAAACAAAAAACUGUAAAUGUGGACGUUUAGCUGUACAUAUUGAGACUUAAACCUGCAGAUUAUGAAAUAUUCCACUAAUUCCAAUCAGGGGAGAGAUGUACUGUAUUUUAUGCAUGUCUCUUAUCAAGCAGAUGAAUAAAGAUAAUACAUUUUAA